AUGACAACAUUUAGCCAGGGAUUCAGCAGUUUCAUAGAUAAUUAUAUUUUGCUGCUUGCCGCACGCUUUAAUGCGCCGCUGGACGCGGCAUCGAUUUCUGGGUGCGAACAUGACGAGUCAUGGGAAAAGGUGUCACACUGCGUCAGGGACGUGCUUCUUCACCCAAAAACAGAGGCCGAAAAACGGGAGGUGGCGCACCUGGAUGCGAGCCUGUUUGAUGCACAAGCAUGCCGGGGGCACGCGUUGUACUUUCAGUGGCGUUUGCAAGAAGAAGCUGCUACCGCCGCAACCACCAUUAGGGGUUCUGCACCUCCAAGUGAGCGACUUCAAUCUACCAAAAAGAUCGCGAGGGGGCAUAGCAGCCAUGCCGUUGCUCCGUCUUCCUUUGACAUCACUAAAGACUCCCUAAGGGAUGAGGUGGAGAGGAUUUACACCACUGUCCGCAUGAAUCUGCCCAGUACACUUAACCUUCCUUUACCUUCAAAUGAGGCAGCAACCAACUGCUGCGAUGAUGAUGAUGGUGAUGUGAGGCUGGCUGAUGACGGCGAAGGUGAUGAGGAAGAAGGCAAUGACGAGGUUUUGGCCGCGGUGGAUUUUGCUCUUCGUACGAAGGAGGAGGUAGACAGGGAUCUUACCAUUGCAGAGGCACGUGACGUACUCUUAACAAAAGUACAACAGAUGCAGGCAGAGUUUUUUGCGCAGCACCGACGAUGGGUAGAUGUCCCUCUUGAUAUGGUUUUGGCGCCUGUACCCAAAAAAGUUGUUGAUCGCAGCAUGUCAGAGUUAACUACAGAUGCCAAAGCGGUGGAUAGUCAAUCAUUAUCCAAGUCGGCGUUACGGGAAGCGCAUAUGGCAACAAACUUCAGUGCAGCCUUACAGAAAAGGAUGACGAGUUCAGCAGCAACAGAAAAUGCGGCUGGAAGUUCUGUGGGCCCGGGGGUGGAUUCACCGACGCUUCUCCUUGAGGCAUUGAGGCGCAGCGUUCAUGUCAACCGCCCACCGCGUCCUUCCCAAAUGCGAGAGGAGGACUACGAAGCAGACUACAGAGAUGUUGUGGAUGCAAUCUCCCCUAGUAAGGAUAUUAGUAUGGAAGCGAGAUAUGACAUAUACCAAAAGACGAAUUUGAUAGGUGGUUCCCGAAUGCCGCAGGAGAAUUCUCGCCUAAUUGAUGAUGCUACGAGGAGCACAACAGUCUCAAUCUCGCGGGCGAAUCGAUGGAAAGUUUUAGAGUACGACGUGGAAGCGGAUGAAGCCAGUGACAACACAACUUAA
Molecule: messenger RNA, 1272 nt
Organism: Trypanosoma rangeli
Lineage: Eukaryota; Euglenozoa; Kinetoplastea; Trypanosomatida; Trypanosomatidae
Exons: 1
Coding region: 1-1272 (423 amino acids)
Source: RefSeq, a predicted model, not a curated record